This is a messenger RNA of Nerophis lumbriciformis (worm pipefish), 2582 nucleotides long. It is a transcript of the gene vegfba, whose product is annotated as vascular endothelial growth factor Ba. The record is from RefSeq and is a predicted model, not a curated record. Gene Ontology annotation, biological process: positive regulation of endothelial cell proliferation; sprouting angiogenesis; positive regulation of protein phosphorylation. Gene Ontology annotation, molecular function: chemoattractant activity; vascular endothelial growth factor receptor binding; heparin binding. NCBI's taxonomy places the organism in Eukaryota, Metazoa, Chordata, Actinopteri, Syngnathiformes, Syngnathidae. Gene Ontology annotation, cellular component: membrane.
GUUUUGAAGCAUGUUAAGGGGGUCAAAUUACAGCUCAAAGAGGCAAAAGUGAAUGUUUUUACUAAACUUUUGUUUUGAAGGGGGAAUUGCCAACUUCCUGUUGAUUGUUGCUGAAGGAUGUCAAUGUAUGAAAUCUAGGUCUAAGUCAGACCUACAUAGAGGUUUUUGUUACGACAUUCCUACCGGAAGUUACAAGCAGUUUUGUCUGUGUUUUUUCCUAGGGGGCGCUAGAGCGCAAUUUUGAGAUUUUUUUUAUUAUUUUUUUUAUUAGAUGGCAAUUUUUGCCAGUCUUGAUGUGUGUGUCAAAUAUGGUGAGUUUUGAAGCAUGUUAAGGGUGUCAAAUUACAGCUCAAAGAGGCAAAAGAGAAUGUUUUUACUAAACUUUUGUUUUGAAGGGGGAAUGGCCAACUUCCUGUUGAUUUUUGCUGAAGGAUGUCAAUGUAUGAAAUCUAGGUCUAAGUCAGACCUACAUAGUGGUUUUUGUUACGACAUUCCUACCAGAAGUUACAAGCAGUUUUGUCUGUUUUUUCCUAGGGUGCGCUAGAGCGCAAUUUUGAGUUUUUUUGUUUUUUUAUUAGAUGGCAAUUUUCGCCAGUCUUGAUGUGUGUGUCAAAUAUGGUGAGUUUUGAAGUAUGUUAAGGGGGUCAAAUUACAGCUCAAAGAGGAAUUGCAAUCCCUAAUUAUCAAGAAAGGAUAAGGUAAUUUUUUGUCUCCAGGUGUUUGUGGGUCCUAUAAAAUGAUCAAGCUGGCCAGAUUUGGUCCCCGAGCCUUGAGUUGGACUACCAUGUGAUGGCAGCGCCCUCUGGUGGCGAGGUGUGAGUGCGUCUUCUCCGCCUCCUAACGUUGAGACGUGUUGACUAAAGAGGAAAAUAGUCCUACAGGCAACAUGUCCUCAGUGGCGGCUCUUUGGCGAGGGGCCCCAUGCGGCUGGCCCCCAGGCUCUGACCCCUCCUAGCAGCACCUGUAGUCCCGCCAGCGCGCCCGCCUGUCCCGCACUGGAACUAAGUUGUUCCGUCCGGAGGACGAGCAGAAAGAGGGCGACGUGCUCCGUGGCAGCGGCAGCAUGGAGACGCUGUGACCGAGCUGCGAGCAGGAAUAUGCGGCAGUGUGGCCCCCUCCCUCCCUUCCUGUCCUGCGGUGCAUAUCUACACCAGCCUGCAUCCUCCAGUCCACUCCUGCUCCUGCACGCUCCGCGGGGACGACGGCAUCUUCCCAGUAAAGUUUGCACAAGUCGUCCAUCUCCACCAUCAGCAUUUGGAGGCGGCCAUGGAGUUAGUGACGGAGACAAGGUGAGACUUUGAUGAGCCGACAACUUGCCACCAACAUGCCGCCCUGGAAGGGAGACUGGCGGAUGGAAGCCGGGAUUGAGCGUCUUUGAUCGGGCACGGAGGACACACGGAGGACGUCUUUGGAUUGGUCCUCAGAUAUAUAUCGAUUUUUGCCUGGACUCCUGCACACCAUGCGGAUUAUGCUGCAAGUUAUUCUUGGAAUGUUUCAAUUCCUGCUGCUCACCACAAUCCCCAUGUCCCAUGCCAAGCUGGCUCAUUGGCGGCCUACAGACCCGGCCAAGUCCAGAGAAGUGCGGCGCUGGCUGGAGGUGUACUCACGCAGCGGCUGUGAGCCCCGAGAGACUCUGGUGGAGGUGUGGCGGGAGUUGCCGGGGGAGACGCACCACCUCUUUGUGCCCUCAUGUGUGGCGCUGAGGCGAUGUGGAGGCUGCUGUGUGGACGAGGCCAUGGAGUGUGUUGCCUCACUCACACACACACUCACCAUGGAGCUGAUGAGGACUUCUUUCAUGAAGCACGAGCUCACUGAGUUGUCCUUUGUGGAGCACAGCCAGUGUGAGUGCCGAGUGAAAGAAGAGAUGCAGCCAACACCAACUACAAGGCCCAAUCACACGCCUACAAGAGUCAAGAAAAAGAGGCAAGGAAAGAAGACGAUUGCAGCCACCAGAACUGCCACCCGGGUUUUCCCGUCUCCCGCCACCAGUUCCCCUUCGCCGUCCACGCGGCCUUCCUGUGGACCCUGCAGAGGCAGGAAGUGGACUCUGGAUGCAGAGUCUUGUCGGUGUCUCUGCACCGUCACUGCUGAGAGCUGCCACAGGAGAAAUAAGAGGCUGGAUCCUCGCCGCUGCAGGUGUGACGUGGUGAGGACUUGACGACGUCCACCUCCGCCCCGAAGCCACCAAACGGAAGUAUUGGCAGACUCUCCUUUCUAGUUCAGCCACCAGUGUAGCAACCUAGACCGAGGUCACGUGUCUCACAUGUACAAGUACUCACGCACGGACACGUCCAGUCACUACAAACCCGAGCGCAGGGAUGAAAGCCACCUAUGAUUUAUGGAUAAACAUUCCCCCAAGGAGCCUGUCUGGACUCUCUGACUUGGGACUACGUCUAUAGAAGCAGAGUGAGGACCAGGACCCAGGUCACGUGGAGGCCAGGCUGGAGGAGAUAAAAGGUGCAAACAGACGGGAUAUAGGAGAAUGUGAGGACCUAUGUAUGUAUGUAUGUGUGGUCCCAGGCACUAUGUACGUAUGUAUGUAUGUAUGUGUGGUCCCAGGCACUAUGUACGUAUGUAUGUAU